ACAUUAUCCCCCGCCGACUGCAGCAAUGCCACACCAUUGGUGGACCAUGGUUUAUCGCUGUAAUACUAGAGAAUUACUUCUGAUAAUACGGCUACUGAUGCUGUACGCACUAUACAGUGUUGCAGAAUGAAGGAGAACAUCACCUACUAGGAGGCACCGCCAGUACCUGUGAGGAAGAAGUAGUGGCCACUGUGCUUAGUGGUGGAAGAAGAAGAAGUAGUGGUGGUGGUGGUGGUGGUGGUGCUGAAAGGGCUCGCCGUAGUAGUAGAAGUAGUAGUAGUAGUAGUAGCAGUGUUCCGUGGCCAACUGCCAAUUGCUGUGUGGAGUGUGGCCACUGUGCUUAGUGGUGGAAGAAGUAGAAGAAGAAUUGCCAGUGUGCUCCACUUUUGACGAAGAAGUACAAACCACUCGUACAAGGUCACGCACUGAAGCAGAAGGAGUCAGGAGUCUCCAAUUCCAACGACAUCCUCCCUGAUGUGCAAUGACGGCCCCAAAAACUCCGUACAUCACCAGGCCAGACACACCUGGAGUGUCCCAGGCCGCAGGGCGUACACAGGUUCGGCACUGCGCCCAUCACAGACAGGAAAACCAGGUUUCAUACCCUUCCCUUACGAAGAUUUUAGAAACUUCCGAUUACACAGAAGAGACCGAAGAGACAGCGCAUACCAAUGAGGAACUGGUCUUCAAGAAGUUUGCGAAAGAAGACCCCGAAGCAGCGAAACCAUUACAAACGUUAUUCCUGGAAUUUGCGAAAGACCUUCCACCCCAGGUGCCACCACCGGCUGCAUCCGUCGCCGCCUUGCCUCGAGGACCAGUCAGGAAGUUCAACCAAGAGCACGUGACGAAGAAAUGUGCCCUAACUGUCCUAUUCACGACAUCAAUCGCUGCUUUCGUAUUGCUGGCUGCUUUUAUGUCGAUCAGCUUGGCGCCCGACAACUAUACGACAGCUCUCGAAGGCGACGAAGAAAGCAAAUUCAGUCUCUUUCGUGGACUUGGUUUCCUGGACGUGGUUGAGCCGAUGUUGACGCCUUCAGCCGUGACAGAGGACCAGGCAACCGCCAACGACACCAUCACCAGGAGGGCACCUGUAGAUUACAAGGUUGUCUGCGUGUACCAGACCAGGAGUCGCCACACCGUUGCCAUGGGCAGAGAGUACAAUAUUCAGAUAUUUCCAUUUCAAUACUGCGAUCUCGCUGUCUUCUGUUGCGUAACUCUGAGCGCAACGUACCAACUGAUACCUCGCAAAGCAGACGACAGCACGUUCUACGCAUUCCAUUCGCUGGCCACGCAGAAUCCAGCCGUGAGGACAAGUGUCAUAAUCGGUGGUCUUCCGAAAGACGAUGCGUUAUUACUGGAUGUCAUCACAAAGGCGGACGCCGGGGCCGCAUUUGUUAGGAACGUCAAGUCAUGGACCCACACGUACGAGUUCCACGGAGUACAUAUCUACUGGCCCUCGUUGCCUGAAAGUACCAUGACGGACAAAAUUACUUCGAAAUUCAACGCCUUAAACGCGCAUCUGUCAGCGUCUGACAUCAACCUGGGUGUUGUGAUGGAGCAACCUACUGGUACUCCUGCUUUCGACCUCAAGCAACUGCCACCUAAUACUACAGUGUUGCUUCUGCCCCCGACAUACAAAGCGGACAUGUUCGGGACAAAGCCAUUCACAUAUUACGCUGGCCGCACUAUAUCACGUCUGCAGAAGUUUGCCCUGGACACACCAGAGGACAUCAGGCGUCACCUGUGUGUCAUGCUACCGGCUGAAGCUCUCGCGUUCCGAUUGGUUGAAACGAAAGCACAGCACACUUCCCGCGAAUCAGCUGCCGGACCAGGUCCAGCGGGACCAUUCACGCGCCAGAAGGGACACUGGUCCUAUUACGAAGCUUGCCUCAGGAUUACGAACUGCACACGUAGCCGGGGCUACUCCUACGCUACGUCAGCUGCUUGUGGCGCCACCUGGAUCAAUUACGUGACGCCGCGAACCGUCAAAGAAUUCAUCUGCCAUUUCUCGUUUCGCGCUAGGAUUGGCUGUUAUGGGAUUUGGGAUUCCGAUUGGGAUGACUAUCCAGCCGUCUGUGGUCAAAAGGAGUUUCCACUAUUGAGGGCUGUCUUUGAGGGACCGUCUCAUAACUGUGACGCAAAUACGUUCUGAUGAAUCGCCCGAUAAUACUCACAGAUAACAAUACUCAACCUUGCUCAAUUAUAAAAGGUUAUUGCACCGUU
Messenger RNA from Ornithodoros turicata, 2220 nucleotides. Its product is annotated as acidic mammalian chitinase-like. Lineage: Eukaryota; Metazoa; Arthropoda; Arachnida; Ixodida; Argasidae. The transcript is spliced from 6 exons. The record is from RefSeq and is a predicted model, not a curated record. Bases 482 to 2149 code for a protein of 555 amino acids. Gene Ontology annotation, molecular function: chitin binding; chitinase activity. Gene Ontology annotation, cellular component: extracellular region. Gene Ontology annotation, biological process: chitin catabolic process; carbohydrate metabolic process.